Messenger RNA from Linepithema humile (Argentine ant), 5594 nucleotides. RefSeq names its product DNA topoisomerase 2 (gene Top2). Gene Ontology annotation, molecular function: ATP binding; DNA topoisomerase type II (double strand cut, ATP-hydrolyzing) activity; DNA binding. Lineage: Eukaryota; Metazoa; Arthropoda; Insecta; Hymenoptera; Formicidae. Gene Ontology annotation, cellular component: nucleus. The record is from RefSeq and is a predicted model, not a curated record. Gene Ontology annotation, biological process: resolution of meiotic recombination intermediates; sister chromatid segregation; DNA topological change.
CUUUGUUCCCGGCGAAGGCAAGCCGAGUAGCGCGAAGCGGAACGCGGACGACGCGGAGCAAACGGAGUAUAAAGUGUAACAUAUACGAUCGUUUCUGGAUGGUGUGAAUAAUGAUCGCCAGCUCGAGCGAGUGAACAACGUCGACGUGAUCGCGGAAUUAUCGUCGACGCGCGUCCAACGAGAGACGGCUGCUCUGGCGCAACUGUGAUAUGCCAAUAAUUAGCUGUUCGCGACCCCGCGAGUGUACGUCCCGCGGUCCUCGAGGCAACCGACGCUACGCAACAAGCAACGCACUCUCGUCGCCGAGACGCAGUCACUGAAGAUAUCUGAAGAUACACCAUAUCAAAAUGAGUACAGGUAUGGAAAAUGGGGCUGGCAACAGCAAGUCCAAGCAGAAAACUAUUGAAGGCAUUUACCAAAAGAAAUCACAGCUGGAACAUAUCUUGCUGCGUCCGGAUACUUAUAUUGGAUCUGUGGAACCAGUAACAGAAAUGAUGUGGGUCUUUGAUAAGGAGAAAGAGAUGAUGGUUCAGAGGGAUAUAAGAUAUGUUCCUGGAUUGUAUAAAAUUUUUGAUGAAAUUCUGGUAAAUGCUGCUGAUAACAAACAACGCGAUCCUAAAAUGGAUAUGAUCAAAAUUGAUAUUGAUUCUGAGAACAAUACUAUUUCUGUGUGGAACAACGGGAAGGGCAUUCCUGUAGUAAUACACAAAGAAGAAAAAAUGUAUGUACCCACCAUGAUUUUCGGUCACCUUCUGACAUCAUCUAAUUACGAUGACGAAGAGGAAAAAGUGACUGGUGGCAGAAAUGGUUACGGUGCCAAGCUGUGUAAUAUUUUUAGUCAUCGUUUUACCGUUGAGACCGCGACGAAGGAAUAUAAGAAAUCUUUAAAGCAAACAUGGGGUAAUAAUAUGGAUAAAGCUAGUGAGCCUAGAAUUAAGGAAUAUCAUGGAGAAGAUUUUACUAAAGUCACAUUUUCGCCGGACUUGACGAAAUUCAAGAUGCAAUCUCUAGAUGCGGAUAUCGUAUCUCUAAUGUCUCGAAGAGCGUAUGAUGUAGCUGCCUCCUCGAGGGGUGUCAAGGUUUAUCUGAACGGAAGUCGUGUUCCGGUGAAGAAUUUUAAGGAAUACACUGAUUUUUACAUUAAGGGGAAAGAAGACGAUGUUGGCAACCCUUUAAAAAUUGUAUACGAACAUUGCGGUCCGCGUUGGGAAGUAGCCAUCACACUGUCCGACAAAGGAUUCCAGCAAAUGUCGUUUGUAAAUAGUAUCGCGACAACGAAGGGUGGCAGACACGUCGAUCACGUGACAGAGCUGAUAGUCAAACAAUUGAUCGAAACGUUGAAGAAGAAAAAUAAAGCCGGCGUGGCCAUUAAGCCGUUUCAAAUCAAGAAUCACCUGUGGAUAUUUGUCAACUGUCUCAUCAAUAAUCCCACGUUCGACUCGCAGACCAAGGAGAAUAUGACUCUGCAGCCAAAGAGCUUCGGUUCCAAGUGCACACUUAGCGAUAAAUUUGUCGCCUCUAUCACGAAAAUCGGUAUCGUGGAGGCAGUAUUGUCCUGGGCGAAGUUCAAAGCCGACAGUCAGCUGGAGAAGUUGGGUCCAAAGUCGAAGCAAAGGAAACUUCAUGGUAUACCCAAAUUGGAAGAUGCCAAUGACGCAGGAACCGUAAGGUCACUCGAGUGCACACUCAUAUUAACUGAGGGAGACUCAGCCAAAACGAUGGCCGUGUCGGGUAUCGCUUCCAUAGGCAGAGAUAAGUACGGCAUAUUUCCAUUAAGAGGUAAAAUGUUGAACGUGAGAGAAGCUACCCACAAGCAAAUCCUGGAGAACGCCGAAAUCAAUAACCUGAUAAAAAUCCUUGGUCUUCAGUACAAAAAGAAGUAUGAGAGUCGAGACGAUCUGAAGACAUUACGCUAUGGAAAGAUGAUGAUCAUGACCGAUCAAGAUCAGGACGGUUCGCAUAUCAAAGGUCUCUUGAUCAAUUUUAUCCAUCACAACUGGCCGUCGUUGUUGAAGCUGAACUUCGUUGAAGAAUUCAUUACGCCUAUCGUUAAGGCCAGCAAAGGCAAUCAAGUUCUGUCUUUCUUCUCACUGCCGGAAUUCGAAAUGUGGAAGAAGGAAACUGAUAACUUUCACACGUAUAAGAUCAAAUACUACAAAGGUUUGGGUACUUCCACCGCCAAAGAGGCGAAGGAGUACUUCGAGAAUAUGGCCAGGCACAGAAUACGCUUCCGAUAUGACGGCGAGCAAGACGAUCAGAACAUCAUCAUGGCGUUCAGCAAGAAAUGUGUCGACCAACGUAAAGAUUGGUUGAUGAAUCACAUGACCGAGACGAAGAGGCGAAAGGAAAUCGGACUGGGCGAGCGUUAUCUCUACGAGAAGGAUACGCGCACCGUUUCUUUCUCAGAUUUUAUCAACGUCGAACUGGUGCUGUACAGCAACUACGACAACGUAAGAUCCAUCCCGAACAUGAUGGAUGGCUUCAAACCGGGCCAGAGGAAAGUCCUGUUCACCUGCUUGAAACGUAACGACAAACGCGAAGUGAAAGUCGCGCAAUUGGCGGGAUCGGUCGCCGAGCACUCGGCUUACCAUCACGGCGAGACGUCCCUGAUGGCGACCAUAAUCAAUCUCGCGCAGAAUUACGUGGGCAGCAAUAACAUCAAUCUGCUUCAGCCGAUCGGUCAGUUCGGUACAAGGCUAACCGGAGGCAAGGACGCCGCCAGUCCGAGAUAUAUUUUCACGAUGCUCAGCCCAUUGGCAAGGUACAUAUUCCACAAACACGAUGACGCUCUAUUGAAACACGAGUACGAUGAUAAUCAGAAGAUCGAGCCUGUCUUUUACACACCUGUUAUUCCUAUGGUGUUGGUGAACGGCGCUGAUGGUAUUGGCACCGGAUGGAUGACAAAGAUCCCGAACUACAAUCCUCGAGAAAUUAUCGAGAAUCUGCAAAGGAUGAUGGACGGCGCAGAUCCGAAACCCAUGAUACCGUAUUACAAAAAUUUCAAAGGCACCGUGGAGAGCGUCGGGGACUUUCGUUAUGUUACAAGCGGAGAGGUAUCGAUAAUUGGACCCGACAAGAUCGAGAUCACUGAACUUCCUAUCGGGACGUGGACGCAGACUUAUAAGGAAGCAGUGCUGGAGCCCAUGUUACACGGAACCGAUAAAACUCCAGCAGUUAUCACUGAUUACAAGGAGUACAACACAGAUACGGCGGUACACUUCAUAGUAAUAUUGAAUCGCGAUAAAUUGGUAGAGCUGGAAAGAGACGGUCUUCAUAAAGUGUUCAAACUUCAGUCAACGAUGACAAUAACGUCAAUGUGCGCGUUCGACGAAAAUCAAUGUCUGAACAAAUACGACAGCGUGAUGCAAAUACUGAAAGGAUUUUACAAAGUACGACUGGAAAUGUAUCACAAGAGGAAGGAUUAUCUGGAAGGAAUUUUGCAAGCGGAGGCGGCGAAACUGUCGAAUCAGGCGCGCUUCAUCCUCGAGAAGUGCGACGGCACUCUGGUGAUUGAGAACAAGAAGAAGAAGGACAUGAUAGCGGAAAUGGUCAGACGCAAUUACGAUUCGGAUCCUGUGAUGGCUUGGAAAUUGACGCAAAAUAGAGAACAAGUGUUGGAAGAAGUAAUUGAUGAAAAUAACGAGGACAUUCCAACCACAACCUUGAUAGAUAAAGAGAAUUACGACUACCUUCUUGGAAUGACGAUGUGGAGUCUAACGAAGGAGAAGAAGGAUGAGUUGUUGCGGCAACGGGACGAAAAGGUAGCGGAAUAUAAGAGACUGCAAUCCCGAACGCCGAUUUCUUUAUGGAAAGAAGAUCUGGAUAAUUUGUUGAGUGAGCUAAAUAAGUUGGAAGAAAAGGAACGGAAGGAAGACAACAAAUCGAAACAGACCAUUAAGAAGCCGCCCUCGAAGUGGUAUUCGAAGGUGGAUCAAACUCGUCGUAUAGUUCCCAUUAUCGACGUUGAGAUGAAGAAGAAGAUCGAAAAGGCGGAUAUCGUGUCGAAGGACAAAAAAGACGGCAUAAAGAAAUCGAGGGUAAAGAAGGAGAAGGACGCCUCCCUGGAAAAAGAUGAAUUCGAUAUAUUGGUUGAUACUAAUGCCAAAUCGCUCGACGAUAGGCUUGGAACCUCUCCCGACAAGAUAGAAAAGAAGGCAACAGCGAAGAAAGGUUUGAAGCAAACAACGUUGCCGUUUAAGGCGAUCAAAAAAGGAGCGAAGAAGAAGGAGGAUUCGAGCGGCGACAGUGACGACAUUGAUUUUGACAGCAUUUCGCCGCUUCCGGAACGAUCUGCUCCGCCACGAGCUGCUCGUAAAUCCGCAGGCAAGAAGAAUUACAACUUCAGCAGCGAGGAAUCGAGUGAUGACAGUCCUGACAUACUUAAUCCCAUUUCCGAUUGUGAAAUAAUCGAGAAGAAAGAAACCAUUCAAGUACUAAGUGAUUCCGACGACAACUUUAAACCGAGCAAGAAACCGCCUCAAUCGACACCGACUUCAGAAGAACUUUUUGACUCGUUAGUCGGCAAUUCUUCUUCAGAAAAACCACAGAAGUUUGCAAUAUCCUCGUCCGGGGAAGAUUCGCCUUCGAAGUUCACGCCGCCUAAAAAGGCACCAGCUAAGAAGAAAGCUGAGAACGGCGGCAAAGGAAUGAAGAGGCAAAAGAAAAAACAGAAAUCAUCCGAGGAGUCCGACACAGACGACAUACUUUCCGCUAAACAAAAUCCUACGAAGAAGAAAAAGAAGAAAAUUUCAGAUUCUGAAGACGACGACGUGAUAGACGAUUCGCCACCGUUGCCACCGCGGAAGAUCGGCGGUCGCGCACGGAAGCCAAUAUCCUAUGCGUUAAAGUCAGACGACGAUGAUUCUGAUUGAACUUGAUCGUGUCACUCUUUGAAAAAUGUAAGAGACAAUGCGUUGAACAUAAAUUUUCAAAGGUUUCAUCCUCACCGAAGUAAGUCGUGAUGUUAGUAAUAAUUUUACGUGGGGUGCUUCGUACAAGGAUCUGCCAAACGUUGGGAAUGUGUUCCUCGAAUAAUUUUGAGAGCGGAAAACCAUUUGGAGCAAAUCUAUAUUCGUAUGAUUCUUUCUGUUUUCAGUGAUACUCGAGAGCUUACUCGAGCGACACAUUCUGUAACUCUAGCGUGUUCUGCUUGGAACGUUCCGCUACAACCUUGUACAUAAGUUGUCUCGAAAACACAUAGCAUUGUAAGCGAAUGGAAUUUUGCGAAGGUAAACACGUCGUGAACGGCGUUGCUGGAUGCGUCGGGUGUGCUUAAAAUACUCGCAUAAAUCUCGCGAUGAGUCUUUAAAGAAAUUUUUAUCAUAAAAGUUUUAUUACUUACGUUUUAAUAUUAAUAUUAUUUUUCAUGUUUAGAUGGUUCGAAAAAAAUGUGGCACGCUCGUAUCUUGCGAAAAGAGCAUCCGACGUCGUUUACGUUAGAUAGAUUAAUUAGCACCGCGCAAUAUGAGGGAGCACUUCUUCGAAUCUCAGAUUGUUGCACAAAUCCUCAUGCGUCUUAUUGUAUUACACUCUCCUUACCGCCGAAAUCUCAUUUUGUACGACUUGUCCUCGGUAAAACUUGAAAAAAAAAAGAA